Messenger RNA from Phalacrocorax carbo (great cormorant), 2262 nucleotides. NCBI's taxonomy places the organism in Eukaryota, Metazoa, Chordata, Aves, Suliformes, Phalacrocoracidae. The record is from RefSeq and is a predicted model, not a curated record.
AUGGCAGAGAGACCCCCCAGUGUGCCCAGGCUGGCCUGGCUGGCAGGGGAGGAGGAGAAGGAGGACAAAGACGGGGACCUGCCAGAAGAGGAGCAGGAGCAGCAGCAGGAGCAGGAGCCCACCUGUGUCCUCAAGCCCACUGAGCCUGAAGACACCACCAUUAUGGCCAUUGAGGGCAUGGCGGGCUCAGGCUCCUGUGACGCGGAGGCUUGUGCUGCCAUGCAGGCUCUGCUGGCGGAAAGUGAUGUCUCCAGUUUGGAGCAUGUGCCGAGUGUUGUGAGGUGCAUCUACCGGUGGCUCACAUCCAACACGGAUGUGUCUGCCACGCAAAGGUUGCCCAACGCCCUUGCGGAGCUGACCCACGCGCACCCCCAUGACGUGGUGGUGACGCUCCUGCGCUGCGCCCCAUCGUGCGACAGAGCUGCUGCGGCCAUGUGGAGGGUGAUGGUCUCCACGAUGAGGACUGCAGACAAGGUGCUACUGGAGCUGCUCCCUGUGCUGGCAGACUGGCCGCUGCACAGCACGUUCACCUCCGACGGGGACAAUAAGGACGUCUUUGCCCUGGCCGCAACCAGGGCACUGUGGGAGAUUCUCCAGCUACCCAGGCGCCCACAGAGGCUGAAGGUGCAUUUCCCACGCCUCUUCCUGGCUCUACUCUCCCAAAUUUUCUUCAGCACCGAGCAGAUGCCAGAGGAGGUUGACACCUUCUGGAGGGGAUGCCAGCGGGAAGGCUGCCUUCCCACCAACCCCAACAGCUUUGCAGUGCUGACCGUGAAAGCACUGCUCUGCCGUCUGGGGUAUGAGAAUGUGGUGUUUGAAGUGGAACGUAAGCAUGGCUGGGACACACUUCUCAACGCUGAGACCCACCACUACGCCAUGGGCCUGCUGGCCAGAGAAAUGCGUGGUAUCUCGAGGCGCUUGCGUUACUCCAUUGCACGAUACCUGGUCGAGCAGCUCAACAGGAAGGAGCCACGCUGGGAGGUCCCUGCCAUGGCGCUCUUUCUCGAGCUCUUGACCGCUUGCCCUGACAUAAGGGGAUGGGGUGUCCACGUCCUGCAGUUCAGCCCAAGGUACCUGCGGAGUGAGUGCAGAGAGAUGCAUCGCCUGGUGCUCAGAUGCUUCAUCCUGCUCAUCGAUAGACCCUUAAUGGCCAAAAGAAUGACCUUCCUGCUGCCACGUCUCAUAGAGUUACUGCGGGAUGCAGAUGGGGAGGUGGUCGGGAAGACCCUCUGUGUGCUCAGGAAGGUGCUCCAGGCCAGAGACCUCCCCCUUGCCAGCCCCAUUGCUCUGCAGCUGGCUGAGAGGCUCCUGCCACUCUUUGACAGCGACGCCAGCUAUGUGCAACUGCUUUCCAUUCGCCUCUUCCGAGACGUGAUGGUGAUUAUAGCUGCAUCGGGAAAAAAGCCACUGAGGGCACACAUUUACCAGAGCCUGAUCCCCCUGCUCUGCUGCCUGCACGAUGAGAACGAGCGCGUGGCAGAGGCCUCUCGGGAAACCUUGCUUCAAGCUACCGAGUUCCUGAAUAAGGGGAAGCUCAGGCAGCUGCUGGAGAUGGAGCAGACAUGGGCGGUCGCCGAGUGCCUGCUGGCAGAGCACAGCAGCAGAGCAGAUGAGUACCUGCGCCAGUCCCUGCUGUACCUGCAGAGCCCACAGGAGUCCGUGCGAGAGGCGGCCGUCAGGUUCAUUGCCCUUCAAGGCAUGACAAAUGAUGUCAGCAUCUCCGUCUCAAACCUGGCAGCUCAAACCCUGUUCCUGCUAAGAGGCACAGAGAGAAAUUCUUCCACCAGCUCCAGGCUGCUGGGGAUGUACGACCACCUCCGCAGCGCAUGGAGGAGAAGGCCUUCUCUCCGGGGCAGUGGCUGGCUGUGCUGCUGGAGCUCUGCGCAGAGCUGAUCGUGGGAGCUCUGUGUGCUGGGGCCGCCUGAGCCUGCGGGGAAGGCUGGGUGGCUCCCGGCCUCUCCCUGCCCACAGGACAGCUCUCAUCAAAGAGCCCCGGGGAACACCACUUGUGACCGGCUGCCCACUGGAUUGAACUCCCUUCAGCACCACUCUUUGGGACCGAGCUUGCUGUCCUGCCCCUCCUCCUAGCCUGCGUGUCUUUCCUUUGUGGAAAAAGAACAAUGGAGGAAAAGUCAGCCCUGAAGGAACCAGGACCCUCAGGAGAGGGUGACCAGCUGUGCCCGCUUUCCAGCAGCCAUCGGCUGGUUCAAUAUUAAAACAUCAAGCGCUACUUAAGGAAUGCUCGAUCAAAACGGAGUUUAG